Molecule: messenger RNA, 819 nt
Organism: Acaromyces ingoldii
Lineage: Eukaryota; Fungi; Basidiomycota; Exobasidiomycetes; Exobasidiales; Cryptobasidiaceae
Exons: 2
Coding region: 134-724 (196 amino acids)
Source: RefSeq, a predicted model, not a curated record
GUAUUAUCACGGAAUGCGACGCCUUUUGUUCGAGGUGAGGAUUUCCGAGAAUUGACACUAAGGCCGCGCUGACUCUUUGCGCACCUUAAUAUGGAUUAGCGAAGAUGUCGCAUGGACUGCACCUGUCGGUCCCAUGUCAGCAGAUUCGAGACCGCUCUCUAUUCCAAAGCCCGACAUUGGUGUCGGACUUCGCGUGAUCGAAAGGGCAGAGCUGCAAACAAUGUCUUCGCGGACACGCGCCAGGGACGAGCUCUUGACCGAGCCUGUCCUUGGGCAGCUGAAUUCGCACGCAGCAUUCAGGCUUAUCGCGGCGCCUUCGACAGGGCUGGAAGAGAUCGCGUUUCCCUUUCUUGUGUACGAGGCAAAGUCGGACUCGAGUUCCCUAUUUUUUGCGGAAAAUCAGUCUGCAGGUGGUGCUGCCAAGGCUUUGAGUCUUCUGCAACAACUCUCGUCCGACAACGAUGGCACAGAAUCACCCCCCGUCUUUGCCUUCGCCUCGUGCGGAACAUUGUGGGAAGCUUUCAUCGCAUUUUACCAGGAACAAAGUGAAUCGUAUCAUCUCUUGCCGAUCAGCAGAAAACUCGAUCAAACCUGUGACAUCGAUAUCUUUCAUCUUCAAGUGAUGUUGUUGCGGAUUCGCAAUUGGGUGUUAUCGGUGUACAAACCCAAAGUUGAGUUGAUGAUCAAGAAAUUACUCACAGAGUAUCGAGGACAGACAAAUUAAAGUGCGCAAAUCGGACAGAGGCCGAUAUACCUUGUCCUGAUUGUUCCCUAUGUGGACACCACCUUUUAAAGUCAAGUUAGGAGACUUCAAUCAUU